AUGCGGUUUCUUAUUCUGAGCGUGCUCUGCACCAUCCUAUUGCUGGGGACAAUGUCAUCGGCUUGGCCGUGGCGGCCCUAUGGAGCACUUCUGGGUGACUCCUUGGAAAAGCGAGCGGAUACCACAGACACAACAACUGCAGAAACUUCCGAAUCUACCACGGAUGCUUCCACUGUCUCCAAGACCUCUACUGGAACCAAUUCCCGAACCACCACAGCCACAAACACUGACACAAACACAAACACCGGAACCACUACUGCUACAAACACUGGCACAAAGACUGCCACCAGCACUGGCACAAACUCCGACACCAACUCCGACACCAUAACAGGCACUGCGACCGACUCGGAGACAACCGGCAAAACAACUGGCACAAAGACAACGGGAAAAAGCAAGACCACCGCUACAACCUCGAUCUCCAUUGACCCUGCUGCCGCUGCUGGCGGCGUGUCCAUGAUCACCCCCGCUUCCUCGUCCACGACAUACUAUAAGAUCGGCCAGGAUGUGACUUUUGUGUGGAACUACACCUCCCUGUUGGUUACGCCGUCUGCAGUCAACGUCGUGGCCUCGUGCAGUCUCAACUCGAUGACAUAUACGCUCAGUUCCAACAUGACUGUGAAGCAAACUGGAAGCCUCGUGUGGGAUACUGGAAAGUACCAGUCAUCGGCCACCAUUCCAUUGCUCACCGCAUCGUAUACUCUCAUCAUCUACGAUGCUAGCAGGGAAAUCAAUGACCCGGCGCGUGCGGGAUACCUGAGCUCGCAGAAUGGCGGCUACGUCUUCGGGAUGUACACUCCCCAGCCUUACACCCCACUCAACGAAUUCAAGUGCGCCACCUGCAGCGGCGCCCUCUCUGACACCAGUCGCUUAGCUAUCAAAUUUACCGUCGGCAUGGCCGUGAUCACCUUCGCUUCAUUCACCUGGUUUGCGGGCAGUGCUGGUGUUCUCGCCACUUGA
This is a messenger RNA of Penicillium digitatum Pd1, 957 nucleotides long. RefSeq lists its product as uncharacterized. The record is from RefSeq and is a predicted model, not a curated record. Lineage: Eukaryota; Fungi; Ascomycota; Eurotiomycetes; Eurotiales; Aspergillaceae.